This is a messenger RNA of Nematostella vectensis (starlet sea anemone), 1125 nucleotides long. RefSeq names its product WD repeat domain phosphoinositide-interacting protein 3-like. Gene Ontology annotation, molecular function: protein binding; phosphatidylinositol-3,5-bisphosphate binding; phosphatidylinositol-3-phosphate binding. Gene Ontology annotation, biological process: protein localization to phagophore assembly site; protein lipidation; autophagy of mitochondrion. The record is from RefSeq and is a predicted model, not a curated record. Gene Ontology annotation, cellular component: extrinsic component of membrane; phagophore assembly site membrane; cytosol. NCBI's taxonomy places the organism in Eukaryota, Metazoa, Cnidaria, Anthozoa, Actiniaria, Edwardsiidae.
UAUCAAUUUUAAUCAAGACUCUGAACUACUCUGUGUAUCAAGUGACCAUGGAACUGUUCAUAUAUUCGCCAUUGAAGAUCAAAAGAAAAAUAAACAGACAAGCUCAAGCUCAGCGCACAGCUUUCUUCCCAAAUACUUCAGUUCCAAGUGGAGUUUUUCACGGUUUCAGGUCCCUGGAGACCCACACUGUAUUUGUGCGUUUGGCGCUGAAAAGAAUACUGUUAUAGCAAUUUGUGCCGAUGGAAGCUACUAUAAAUUCGCCUUCAAUCCCAAGGGGGAGUGCUCACGGGACGCUUAUGCCCAGUUCCUCCAGAUGACCGAUGGAGACUAGGGAGAGCAUGUCCAAAUAUGGAUCAUGACAUCCAAGGAAAGUUCCAUGUCACUAAAUGUGCCGCCAGAUGAUGAUUUAAAUGAGAUAUAUGAUUUAUAUUUUCAACGUAUAGAAUAUAAUACCAUUGAGAAAACAACAAAUGGAUAGGGUUGGACCAGAAAGAGCAAUUGUGUCAUUGAGGCUUAUUUUUUAGAUUCAUCCGUUUUUCAUCUCAACAGUUUUCUUUUUAAAACAUCCAUGCUCUGUAAUGGAUCAGUAUAAAUAUAAACUUAUUAAAGCACACACAUACUAGUGAACUCACAGUAUAUGGGCGAGGUAUACAGGCCGGGAUGUAACACAUUCUUUUUAAAAUCGCCUAGCAUAGACACCUAGUGAGCGGUCACUUCUGAGCCUUAAAUAUUAGUCAUACGUGCGCUUUAUAGUAGUGCUCGUAUACAAUGUGCCAAGAAGAAGAUGUAUGUACCAAUGAAUGAGUUUUAUGUUCGAUCUUCUUUUACGCGAGGUAACGCCAUUUCUCAAUGACGUAAGCAUUACUCGUUUAACUGAGUAGCAAGUGCAAGAAGAUUAGAAAAGGAGGAAGCAGAUGAGACGGCGCAUGCGCCCAGGGAAAGAGCUGACCUCACCAGUCAGCCGUGUCAGGUUGUCUGUAGUCUUUUCUAAUGUGCUUGCGCCCGUUUGUGACACUGAAGGCCGAAACCAUAGCACGAUGCAUCAGUUUGCAUGCUGGCAUGGUGUAAUACAGUUUCUUAGUGAGAGGAGUUUAUUUUCUAAAAUAAAUAAAAUGAACAACUGUA